UUAUCAAUGGACAGAAAUAAAAAUAGAGGAGAUACUGGUCUUAGUGGAAGAGCAGAUCGUGGAGUUGUGUGCCUCGGGGGAGAGAGAGUUUCUUUGUUGCCCGCUUCUUUUCUAGUAAUUGGUGGUUACUGCAGGUAUUUGGGAUUCCUUACGGGAAUCCUUCUGGAUCUUCGGCUUAAAGUUGAGGGUUUAUCAAUUUCUACCCAAUUAAAAGCGGAGAUGACAAGAAAGUACAGUACCAUGUCACUCAAAGAAAUACCUACUAAGUCUGCUGACGAGACAACCUCAUUGAAUACAAGGCAAGGAAGGAACAUAUUGGAGUCCAACAAGCCCACGGAUCUAUGCUUCCCAUUUUCAUACCUUGGUUGGGUCGUCGAAAAAUCCUUACACCUGAGGCCAGGAUAUUUUAGCAAGGAUCUUAUCUGUUAAAAAAAGAAAACCGAGAAAGCGAACUCCAUUCGAGAUGGGAGAUUAUUCGUCAUUGAGCCCAUGUCGCUUGGCCCAGGAUUCUGAUUUGCUCCUUCUUUUCCGCCUUCGGCCUUCUUCUCUUGCGGCUCAGCCAUUCCCAAAGCUGCCGUUCUUCAUCAUUUCCGAGUUCCGUCACUGCUAUCAGUCACUCGGCGUGCCUUCCUUGUCUCCGGUGGCUGUUGGAUCACGUUUCUAGUAGGGUCUGCGUAAAACUUUCUUUUUUGUUUGAAAUCAGAUGCAUUAUUUUCUGAAUUCGUUGGGUUUCUUUGUUUCAUCUGCUAGUAUGUAUGCUGCUGGCAAGAAAUAGGAGCAAAAUAAUUGAAAAAUGGCUAGCUAUCUGUGGAGAAAAUUUGCAGAUUAUCGUUACACAAAAUGGGAAAGGACGCUCCUGUGGGACAUGGUGGAGCCCUAUAGAAGACCAAAAUCCUUUACACCUUUGGUCACCAUCUAUGUCGCAGCUUUUUACACUGGGGUCAUUGGUGCUGCUAUCACUGAGCAACUCUACAAGGAGAAGUACUGGGAAGAUCACCCUGGUGAAGCUGUGCCUCUAAUGAAACCAACAUUCUACAAGGGACCUUGGAGGGUGAUUAGAGGAGAAGCCUUGCCGCCUGAUAAUUUGGAUUAGAGGUAGGAAAGUAAAGAAAAUGAUUCAUCGGUUAGCAAAAUUGAAAAAAUGUUGGACAAUUUGGAGGGAUAUUUUGAUGCUAUUGGAUUCGAGAUGGACAAAAUAGUACAGUACUUAAAUUGUAGCAAAGAGAAUGACAAAGAAAGAUCAGUUGAAGAAAAUGAAUCUCACACAACCAGAGAUGUUCAAAGCUAUUGAUGCAAUAUCAAGUAAUGGAAGAAGGUCCACACUUUCUUUGUUCUUGGUGAGAUGGACAGACUGCCGACUGUUGCUUGAUCUAAAUGUUGAAUAGAUAAUAAUUUAACGUUAACUGUAGUAGAAUUGAACUAUAUUUUGGAUUGCGGUAAAUGAAUUUUCUAUUUUAAUACA
Messenger RNA from Carica papaya (papaya), 1462 nucleotides. The record is from RefSeq and is a predicted model, not a curated record. NCBI's taxonomy places the organism in Eukaryota, Viridiplantae, Streptophyta, Magnoliopsida, Brassicales, Caricaceae.